Messenger RNA from Hermetia illucens (black soldier fly), 858 nucleotides. RefSeq lists its product as uncharacterized. Lineage: Eukaryota; Metazoa; Arthropoda; Insecta; Diptera; Stratiomyidae. Bases 1 to 858 code for a protein of 285 amino acids. The transcript has a single exon. The record is from RefSeq and is a predicted model, not a curated record.
AUGUACCGACAGAUAAGUAUACAUCCUCAGGAUAAGGACUAUCAACGAAUCCUGUGGCGAAGUCAUCCAUCCGAACCGACUAAACAUUUUAAGUUAACAACAGUUACAUAUGGCACGGCCAGCGCCCCGUACUUGGCGGUGCGCACUGUGCAUCAGCUAUCGGAUGACGAAAGGGUGCACUAUCCAAAAGCGUGUCGAGCCAUUAAAGAAGACUUUUAUGUGGUUGAUGUCCUAACAGGCGGAGAUACAAUCAAGGAAGCGCAGACCUUACAGCAAGACCUUAUCAAAGUACUACAAAAGGGAGGGUUUAAAUUACGGAAAUGGGCAGCAAAUUUCGAUAGUCUGUUGGAGUCAAUUCCUGUUUCCGAUAGAGAAGCGAACCCACUGUUAAGCAUCGACGAGGAAGAUCACAUCAAGACUCUAGGACUACGAUGGCAUCCAGCAAGGGAUUGCUUCUUCUUCAAGGUUACCUUAGAAGAGAUCACAGGUACUGUGCUCACGAAACGAAAAUUGCUUUCUGAGGUAGCAAAAUUAUUCGAUCCAAUGGGAUGGUUGCAGCCGUGUAUUGUCGUAGGGAAAAUAAUGAUGCAGCAGCUGUGGUUACAACACAGAACCUGGGAUGAACCAAUCACAGAAGAACUUGAUGCGAUAUGGCGAAACUUCCGUUCACAGUUGCCGUUUCUCCAGGAAAUUACUAUUCCAAGGUGGCUACACUGUAAUGAUACUGUAACUAUUCAAGUCCAUGGAUUUUGUGACGCCUCAGAAGCAGCAUAUGCGGCAGUCAUCUAUGUACGCAUUGAGGAACGUGACGGUUCCACAACUGUUCAACUCAUAACGUUGAAAGUCGCACCGUUAUAG